This is a messenger RNA of Cuscuta europaea, 2003 nucleotides long. The record is from the annotation of a GenBank genome assembly. NCBI's taxonomy places the organism in Eukaryota, Viridiplantae, Streptophyta, Magnoliopsida, Solanales, Convolvulaceae.
GUUCGGACUAUGCCUACCAAUGGAGAGCUGAGUAACAGGAGCAUAAAUAUAGAUGCAGGUCGGCUCUGUAAUAAAUCAGCAGCACAUCCACUCCCUACAGCCGGUUGGGUCAAAUCCAUACGGAGCACUCCGUAUUUUUUAUCCAUCUACGAUAACGGACACGUGUACGUUCUCCUCAGAUCCACAGAAACCCUCCGCUUAAGCCUCUCUCUGCUUCGGAAAUCCAUCUUCCGCCACCAUCUCUGUUUCCUCACUGGAAAAAAGCUUAUUAUCAUAUCCACUUUUCACGCAUUCAUCCUCUUCUUCGCCGUCCUUACGGUGAGGUUUUGUGACAUGUCUUGAAGACGAGAGACCAUAGAAAUCAUACGUUUCACUAUAUAUCUAUGAGCGCCUUUUAUACAAGUUAAGCUUGACCCAUUUUAGAACUCCAAUAGAAUGGAAAUGGGUCGUUUUCAUUUUGUUUGGUUUGUGAUAUCCUGGAUUUUGUUUUCCCCCGGAAAGUUUAGGGGUUUUCUUGCCUUGUGGCCUGUGUCGAUUUAGGCGCUGUGAUGUAUAUAUUAUAUUGGGCGUGUUUUGAAAUAUAAUUUGUUGGAAAAAGUGGCGAAAGUGAGUUUGAGAACGGCGUCGGACGAUUCGGCGUCGGAAAUCCAUCUUCCGGCCGACAUAGACUGGGAGAUGCUGGAUAAAUCUAAGUUCUUCUUCCUCGGGGCGGCGUUAUUUUCCGGCGUAUCGGCGACGCUCUACCCGGUAGUGGUGCUAAAAACUCGGCAGCAGGUGGUGGCGUCUCAAAUCCCUUGCCUGAAGAUGGCCAAUUCGAUCUUGAAGAACGAAGGGUUCCGGGGAUUUUACAGGGGAUUUGGAACUUCCCUGGCCGGAACCAUCCCGGCGCGUGCACUUUACAUGGGCGCGUUAGAGAUGACCAAGAGUAACGUAGGGAACGCCACCGUUCAGCUGGGGUUCUCCGAUGCCACGGCGGCUGCCAUAGCCAAUGCGGCUGCUGGUCUGAGUGCGGCCAUGGCGGCUCAGCUAGUGUGGACUCCCAUAGAUGUUGUGAGUCAGAGGCUAAUGGUUCAAGGAUUCGUAACUGAAGGAGGAGAAGUUGGGUUGAAGAGCUACAGUGGCGGAAUAGACGCGUUCAGAAAGAUAGUGUGUAGCUAUGGAGUGAGGGGAUUGUACAGAGGCUUCGGGAUUUCAAUCCUCACCUACGCCCCUUCCAAUGCGGUAUGGUGGGCCUCAUACUCUGUGGCUCAUAGAGUGUUAUGGGGAUUGAUCGGCUGCCAUGGCUGCAAGAAGGAGGAGAGCGGUUACACGCCGGACGGGAGGGCGCUAGUGGCGAUCCAAGGGAUGAGCGCCACCCUGGCUAGUGGCGUCUCCGCGUUGGUGACCAUGCCGCUCGACACGAUCAAGACGAGGUUGCAAGUGCUGGAUGGGGAAGGGGCGGCUGCUGCAGAGAGGCGGCAGCCCACAGUGGUGGAGACGGUGAGGGAGUUGGUGAAUAAAGGCGGGUUCCGCGCAUGUUACAGGGGUUUAGCUCCCAGAUGGGCUUCCAUGUCUAUGUCCGCAACCACUAUGAUCACUACCUAUGAGUUUCUGAAGCGGCUGUCUACCAAAAAUCAAGAAAGCAUUGCUCGAUAGAAUCACGCAAGUGAAGCAGAAGGAUAAAUGAAGGUUUCUCUUUAACUCGCCUCAGAAAGGCUUUGCCUGAUUGCAAUAAUUAUAUUCGUGGUCAUAAAUAUACUACUAGUACAAAAAUGCUCUUACCCCUAUCUACUUCUACUCUAGUAGUCCUAAACUUUCGCUUUCCUUAAAAUUUUGACAAGUUUGAUCGGAAGGUCAAGCGGUUUGUCAUGCGACUUCGGUCUUGCCUGCUUAAGACCUGCUCACUUGUUUAAUACUACCUCCGUCCUUAAUUGAUUUGCAAAUUUGACUUUUCUUGGUCUAACAGUUUCAUUUUAUUUGCUUAAUUAGGAUGCCAAUUUUUAAUUAUAUUCUAAUUUGAAGUU